AUGGCGGGUGCGCUGAAGAAGACCACGGGCCUUGUGGGGUUGGCUGUAUGUGAGACUCCGCACGAGAAGCUAAGAAUAUUAUACACAAAGAUUCUUGGUAUCCUUGAGCAAAUUCCCAAAAAUGCAGCAUAUAGGAAGUAUACAGAACAGAUUAUAAAUGAGAGGCUGGGUAUUGUUGAAGCGGAGCCAAAUGUUAAAAAAUUAGAAGACCAACUUCAAUAUGGCCAAAUAGAAGAGGUGAUUCUUCAGGCAGAAAAUGAACUAAGUCUGGCGAGAAAAAUGAUUCAGUGGAAACCAUGGGAGCCGUUAGUGGAAGAGCCUCCCGCCAACCAAUGGAAAUGGCCAAUAUAAUCAUUAAAUGACUUUGGUGGGUUGAUGGGAGGCUAAUAUGAUUAAGUGUGCUGUUAUAUUAAAAAUAUUUCCAUAUUAUUGACAUCAAGAAAACUGAUAAGAACAUAUUUAGGAAACUUGUUAAAAUUAGUGAUUAUGGUUAUAGGGUCGUGAAUCAGUUUUUAGUUUGUAUUCACUCAAAUUAUUUCAAAGAUUAUAUUUCUUUGAACAGAGGGGUUGUGGGAAGAUUUGAAAGUUAAUUAGAAAUAUUUCUACAGAUCUUUAUUGCAGAUGCCAUAAUUGAAAGGUAAAGUAUCUUUAGUAGUAUCUUCAAUAUGUCAUUUAAUUUUUUUUAUUCUGAGAAAAAAGAGAAAAGGCACUUGAUUAUUAUUGUCUAAAUAGAUUUAUAGGUCACUGUUUGAAGUGAGGUAAUAAGAGAAUAUUUUCAAAUGUGAUAAAAUGUCAAAAGUACCUGGUGAUAAAAUUUAAAAUUGAGAUUAACCUCUUUAGCUGUGAUCCUAUGAAUAUAAAGUAAAAUUUAAAUAUAUAUUUACAUACUGAUUACCAAAUUCAUUAUGUCAUUUUGUUUUAGCCUAUAUUUGAAUUAUUUGUUCCAUUUACUUUGUUUUCAUAUUGUCUUCAUUUUAUCAUAUUUUGUUAUUACUCUAUUAUCUUUGAAGGCCAUCAAAUUAGAAUUCGUUGAGCAGAAGAAACUGAUUUGUUAUUUGGAAAAAAGAUUUCUUACUGUACAAAGGUAAUUGGAAAGGUUUUCCUUUUGUCUCAUUUAAGAAAGUUAGCUUUCUGGCACUUAGCCUUUAAUUUUCUUGAUCAACCCAACUAUAUCAUGAUAGAGUUAGAAUUUCUGUAAAAGAGGAAAUAUUAAGAGUUCCUGAAGUUUACCUGGUAUAUGGAUAGGCUUAUAUUCAAAACUUCUUAGUCAUAUAGGUAUAACUUCAAAGUGAGAUCACUAAGUAAUUUUCACUGAAUUUCUAAUAUGAGUACAGCUGGACAUCAAAAAAAAGGCAAAUGCUGUUCAAGGAAAGAAGAAACUGGCAACCUUAAGGUUAAACAAAAGUAAAAUUACUUUUCAUUUGUCCUCACUUUUUCUUCCCGGCCCACUAUCAUUUCUAAAUGCCUGGUAAAAUUUAAUUGGUAUCUCUUUCCUUCACAGGUAAUACUUUUGUUUUUCUGUGUAUUUGUGUGUGUGUGUGUGUGUGUGUGUGUGUGCGUGCAUGUGUGUGUAUAUUUUGCUAUCUCUUGUGGCAAAACAGAACCUUUCAGAAUGAGAAAAAAAUUGUAUUUUUUCUUUUUUCUGGUGUAUCUCUUCCUGAUAGAGCUGUAAGAUGAAUGCUAAAUAAAUAUUAAAUAAGAUGGAUUGAGUUACUUCCUAGAGGUUAGAUUGCGAGAAAGCUCUUUCUGGUGGAGAAGUAGGAAAAGCAUUAGAGGGAGAGUCAGAAGCCCAGGGGUUCUCAUUCCCAUGGUUCUAGUGCCAUCAUGAACUCAGUGACUAAAUUGAGGCAAGCUGUCGACCUCUCAGAAUGGCCUACUUCCUUCUCUGUAAAAGAAAUAGAACUUAUGCAUUAUAACAACUUUUUCAGUUCUAAACAUUUCCUGUAAUAUAUAAUACAUUAUAUUUAUUGAGAUCAAAAUAUAUGAUCCUAAAGUAUGUUUGCAUGGAUGCUUUCAAGUUAAUUUUCUAACCAACCAGUUUUUCAGGUUCGUUGGUCACAUAAAAUCAGAAAGGUGGCUUGUUAUGCCUUUGUCAUACUGUCAGUCCCACUUUUGCUAUGAUUCUCGGGCAUCUUUUAUGUUUCACCAGCAGUGCUACCGUAGUUUUAUUGAUAAAAAUGUACCUUACUGGUGUUUGCAUUAGAAAUGCUAAUGGUAAAAUAGUAAUACUCAUUGUAAAAAUAGUAUGAUGGUAAUAAUAGUUUUUGUUGACACUUUAAUAUGAAUGCCAUGCACUGUCAUAAGUACUUGACUGAUUUCACUCAUUAAAUCUGCACUGCAACCUCAA
Galeopterus variegatus (Sunda flying lemur) is the source of this 2347-nucleotide messenger RNA. It is a transcript of the gene NDUFA5, whose product is annotated as NADH dehydrogenase (ubiquinone) 1 alpha subcomplex, 5. Gene Ontology annotation, biological process: respiratory electron transport chain. The coding region runs from base 1 to 351 and encodes 116 amino acids. Lineage: Eukaryota; Metazoa; Chordata; Mammalia; Dermoptera; Cynocephalidae. The record is from RefSeq and is a predicted model, not a curated record. The transcript is spliced from 5 exons.